This is a messenger RNA of Carlito syrichta (Philippine tarsier), 1201 nucleotides long. RefSeq names its product G protein-coupled receptor 84 (gene GPR84). The transcript has a single exon. The record is from RefSeq and is a predicted model, not a curated record. Gene Ontology annotation, biological process: neuropeptide signaling pathway. Gene Ontology annotation, molecular function: urotensin II receptor activity. Lineage: Eukaryota; Metazoa; Chordata; Mammalia; Primates; Tarsiidae. Bases 6 to 1196 code for a protein of 396 amino acids. Gene Ontology annotation, cellular component: membrane.
CCAUCAUGUGGAACACCUCCGAGGCCAACUUCUCCUGCUACCACGAGUCUGUGCUGGGCUAUCGCUACGUGGCAGUUAUCUGGGGGGUGGUGGUGGUGGUGACAGGCACCGUGGGCAAUGUGCUCACCCUCCUGGCCUUGGCCAUGCAGCCCAGACUCCGCACCCGCUUCAACCUGCUCAUCGCCAACCUCACCCUGGCCGACCUGCUGUAUUGCACCCUCCUCCAGCCCUUCUCCGUCGACACCUACCUCCACCUUCACUGGCGCGCGGGCGCCACCUUCUGCAGGGUAUUCGGGCUCCUCCUCUUUGCCGCCAACUCCGUCUCCAUCCUCACCCUCUGCCUCAUCGCGCUGGGACGCUACCUUCUCAUCACCCACCCUAAGCUCUUCCCCCGAGUCUUCAGCGCCACGGGGGUCGUGCUGGCGCUGGCGGGCACCUGGGUGGUGGGCGUGGCCAGCUUCGCCCCGCUCUGGCCUGUCUACAUCCUGGUGCCCGUGGUCUGCACCUGCAGCUUUGACCGCAUCCGAGGCCGGCCUUACACGACCAUCCUCAUGGGCAUCUACUUUGUGCUGGGCCUCAGCAGCGUUGGCAUCUUCUACUGUCUCAUCCACCGCCAAGUGAAACGGGCAGCGCAGGCGCUGGACCAGUACAAGCUGCAGCGGGCAAGCGUUCGCUCCAACCACGUGGCCGGGACAGAGGACGCCGUGCCUGGCCGUUUCCAGGAGCUGGACAGCAGGCUGGCCUCAGGAGGGCCCAGUGAGGGGACCUCGUCUGAGCCAGUCAGCGCGGCCACCACUCAGACUCUGGAAGGGGACUCAUCCGAGGUGGGGGACCACGGCAUCAGCAAGGGAGCCAAGCAGGGGCCCGAGAAAGGGGCUCCGACCAUGGCUGCCAAAGCCCAGCCAGCGAAAGGGGCCCGGAGAGCCCCGGACUCCUCGGCAGAGUUUGGAAAGGUGACUCGGAUGUGUUUUGCUGUGUUCCUCUGUUUUGCUCUGAGCUACAUUCCCUUCCUGCUGCUCAACAUCCUGGAUGCCAGGGUCCGGGCCCCCCGGGUCCUCCACAUGCUCGCGGCCAACCUCACCUGGCUCAAUGGGUGCAUCAACCCCGUACUCUACGCGGCCAUGAACCGUCAGUUCCGCCAAGCCUAUGGCUCCAUCUUAAAACGAGGGCCCCAGAGUUUCCGCAGGUUCCGUUAGAACUG